Messenger RNA from Rana temporaria (common frog), 2337 nucleotides. It is a transcript of the gene HPN, whose product is annotated as hepsin. Gene Ontology annotation, cellular component: membrane. Gene Ontology annotation, biological process: proteolysis. The transcript has 14 exons. The record is from RefSeq and is a predicted model, not a curated record. NCBI's taxonomy places the organism in Eukaryota, Metazoa, Chordata, Amphibia, Anura, Ranidae. Gene Ontology annotation, molecular function: serine-type endopeptidase activity; serine-type exopeptidase activity. The coding region runs from base 365 to 1639 and encodes 424 amino acids.
UAUCUAUCUAUCUAUCUCAGUAUAGAUUUCCUCUGAGCAGAACAUUCUGGGGACUGGAGAAGGGUAGAUGUGAUGUUGGUCUGUUAGUUAUAAAUCAGCAGCCUGUCUGGUUAAUGAGUGACAGGGAAUCCAGUCGAAGGGUCACUUUUCACUUCCCACCACCAUCGCAGACACGACGCACCCAGCGCCCUGAUGUCCGACUGUCCCCCAUCUUUCUCCUGUCUGGGCUGACUGCAGACCCCCCCCCCACCCCGGGUGGAAUGGUCGCCGCAGACCCCCGGCCUCCUCGGCUGAGAUUUGAGAUGGAGCAAGCAGCAGAGAUCCAGUAAGGUAGGGUGUCCAGACUUCUCAUUACAUUCCUGGGAUGGUACAUGACCGGUCCUCAGACAUGGUACAGAAAGACGUGAGUAAAGGUUGUCACUGGACCCCGCUGAGGAUUCUGGGAAUGACGGUCUGCGUUUUCAUCUCAUUGGCUGGAAUCGGAGUCACCAUUUGGGCAGUAGUGACGUACGUUCUAAAGAACGAGACCACCAACAUCUACAUAGUCCAGGUGAAUUCUCCAGAUCACCGGCUCACCGUCUACGAUGAGAAGGAAAAGGCGUGGCGUCUGGUGUGCUCCUCCCCCGCCAAUGGGGCAGCGGCCACGCUGAGCUGCGAAGAGAUGGGAUUUAUUAGGUCUAUGAGUUAUCAGGAGCUUCGGGUGGAGACAUCGGGAGCCAAUGGCACGUCAGGAUAUUUCUGUGUCCGGGAACCUCAGCUGACCGGAGCCAAAAGACUUCUAGAAGUUCUCUCAGUUUGCGAUUGUCCGAGUGCGAGGUUCCUCUCCGUCCAGUGCCAAGACUGCGGUCGCAGGAAGAUGGCGGUGGACAGAAUUGUGGGCGGACAGAACGCCGCUCUGGGUCGCUGGCCGUGGCAGGUCAGCUUACGUUACGAUGGAGCCCAUUUGUGCGGCGGCUCCUUGAUCUCCAGUGAGUGGGUCCUGACGGCCGCGCAUUGUUUCCCUGAGAGGAACCGCGUAGUGAGUCUGUGGCGGGUGUUCGCCGGGGGCGUGUCACAGAGCUCCUCCCAGGGGUACCAACUGGGAGUGAAGGGCGUUGUGUACCACGCUGGCUACUUACCUUUCUUCUACCCGGACAGUGAAGAGAACAGCAAUGACAUAGCGCUGGUGCACCUCCUGACCCCCUUCACUCUCACAGAAUACGUGCAGCCGGUUUGCCUUCCGGCCCUGGGCCAGCAGAUCACAGACGGGAAGAUUUGUACCGUCACCGGAUGGGGCAACACCCAGUACUAUGGCCAACAGUCAGAAAUCCUGCAGGAGGCAUCGGUGCCGAUCAUCAGCGGAUCGGUGUGCAACCAGCCGGAAUACUACGACAACCAGAUCACCGGGAAGAUGUUCUGCGCGGGAUACGCAGAAGGCGGGAUUGACGCUUGCCAGGGUGACAGCGGCGGCCCCUUCGUGUGUGAGGACACCAUCUCCCGCACCUCAAGAUGGCGGCUGUGCGGCAUUGUCAGCUGGGGAAUAGGCUGCGCUCUUCCAAACAAGCCCGGGGUGUACGCUAAAGUGGAUCAGUACCAGAGCUGGAUUUACAGAGCCAUGAAGACCAAAGGAGACGCCACGGGGAUCACGGAGAUGCAAUGAUGAAGGACACCCGCCAACAAUGGAAUGGCUGGAUCUCUGCCGGACCCGACCCGCGGUAGCGGCAGCGACUGGCGGAUCUCGCGUCUUUGUUGUUGCCACGUUUAUAAUCGCCAUUAUAUAAGGAUUUAAAAGAAAUACGCUGCUACAAUGUUAUUAUUCUGGUCAUGAGCCACUCAGGAGUCUGACAACCCCGACGAUCCGGGGACAACCGACCCGAGGAGUGGAAGGAAAACUCCCCCCUUCCCUCCAAAUCCUCCAAUCCACUGCUGUAUUCAUUCUGGUAAUCCGGGAAGAUAUUUCGCCUUCUCCUUUCCUCUUUCGCCUUUCCAGGAUUGAACUGUGUACCGCAUCUCACCGGUGACUUUGAAGAGCGCGCAUGCCCAGUGACUGAAAAAAGCCACAUUGCAGGGCCGGGACAAAGGGGGGGAGGGGCAGGAGGGGAAGCUGCCCCGGGGCGCACGCAGACGAGCAAGGGAGAAAAUAACAGAUGCAGGGUGGUACAGUGGUGGGGGGUGCAAUUCUGGAUCCUUGCCCUGAGCACUGCUACUGCCACUUUGUACACGGAAAAUAGCGGGAGAAGGGUCGGUUGUCGGCUUCCACAUCGGACCGGGGAAGAAACACUGAGCGGGCGCGUCUACUGAUAUGUGAAUUUUAAAUAUCUCGCCGAAAGGGACAAUAAAAUCUACUCUGAAACAAAA